AUGAGCUCUGCAGCAGAGGAAAAAGAGCUUCAGGAGCGACUGAGAGAAGCCGCUGCUUUGGGGGAUGUUGAAGAAGUUCAGCGAUUGGUGGAAUGUGGCGUCAGUGUGAACUCUCAAAACGAAAUCAACGGCUGGUGAGCAUUUAGCAAGUGAAUUGCAUCGGCAGCUUUUGGGCAAUACCAUACGUAUUGGCAUUUUCAGAGAGCGGUGUGUGGUAGACUUGGUUACGGAGUUUGGAGUGAUAUUUUAAAAGUCUUUUUCUUCUUGCUAUUCAGCCAUUCUAAAAUUCCUAAAAGGAGGGUCAGACAAUGCAUUUGCUGUUAUGUUUUAUUGUGUUCAAAAGUUUAUUUUAAUCUUGUUAGCAGUGUCUACAUCACACUGAAGAGAUCUGUUUGUCUGCUUGUUAGAUCACAAGUGCCUUUCUCUUUUGUUGGCUUUUGUGAGGUGAAUCUCACAUUUUAGCAAUUAUAUUCUUACAUUUCUAAAAGUUCUCAUAAAGUAAAAGUUAUCAUUUUUUUGUAAUAUAAAUUGAAUGUAUGGCCACUGUGCUUUCUUUUCUUCUACUCUUGUUGGUUGGUCUUAUGGAAAUGUACAGUAUUGUGAUUUUUGUGUGACAGGAAGUUGCCUUGGAAAGGAAAGGAGUGAAUUAGUGAGAUUUGCAUGUGGCACAAAAUUGUUUUGAGAUUUGUUCAGAGUAGAAGAAUAUAGCAAAACUUUGUCAGAAUGAUACAAUGAUAGAUAACUGCACACUGGAGAGAGAAGAAACUAACAAUAUUAAUGUAGUUAUAAAUUAAUUGUUAUUAAUUAAUAUACCAUCCUAUACCCAGAGAAUUAUAGUACAGGACUGUACAGUAAACUAUUGGCAAUCUCAAAAUCAGUAUUGUAUACUAAAUAUGUUAGAAAAUACAGAAAAUUUAACAUUGGUUAGAGUUAUAUGACUUCGUUGACCAUUUAACAAAGUCUAAUACUGCAGUACAGUAGUCUCAAAAUCAACCAUAUGGUUCUGAAAGUGAAUAGCUUUAUAAUGGAAAUGGUUUUUACUGGUAAUGAUCUGUGACCUUUUCUAGCAGAAGUAAUAUUUAAAAAAGAAUCUUGAGAGCACACUGAGAUAAAAUAAGUAGUAAUGAACUAGGGUGACCAAGUGCCCUGCUUUAGAGAGGACAGGAUUCUAUUUGAAGGUGUCCCCCUCUGUUUGAAGGGCUGUCAGUUCCAAGUCUGGUUUAAAGAUGAACCUGAAUAAAGGAGGGCAAGAGCUUUGACGUUACUCCAUCAACAACUGGACAUCAGCCAAAUGGGUCACUUGAUUGUAGUUGUCUCAUCUAGACUGAGAUGCAUUGUAUAUAUUUUAAAUUAUAGUAAUUAUUCUAAACCUGCAUCAAUGCAUAUACGUUAUCAUAUGCAAAUCUAUGUCCUUUUCAAUUAUGCCUGCAUACUUUUUUGGCACUGCAUAACUGGGCACUAUUUGUUGAACUGGAAAAAGCGUUGAAUUUACCGGUAGAUUAUGGAGACUUGGAAUCAAAUCCUUGCUCACUUAGACAUCUCACUGGAUGGUCUUACACUCAGCAUAACCUACUUUAUUGGGUUGCUCUUAAGAUAAAAAUAGGAUAACCUGAUGUGUGCUGUCUUGAGCAUCUUGGAAGAAAGAAGGUAGACAAAUGCACUAAACAAAGAAAUAGCAGUUUUGCAGGAUAGUAGGGGCCAUGCUUGAAAAGGUCAACAUCACUAUAGGCUUGCCCACACUUCUGCUUGUGCUGUACCUAGAAAGCAUGGGUCCAAGCGGUUUUCUAGACAUGGGUUCAGUUUUCCCCUUGCCCUGCAGCAGGACGUGUAGAUAAACCCUGAGUCUUGAUUGGAUGGUCCAGCUUCAGUUGCUUCAAAGGUGCAGAAGAAUUACUUGCCCUCACUGGACAUUGUUUGGAAAGGGGCUGGGUAAUAAACCAUACAGUUGCAGUAGGAGGUCUCCUCUGCCCCACUGGAGCUUUAAUUAUCACCAUUCCUCAUAUUUACAUAGUCAAUUAGUGUGUGUGGAUCCUUUUGUAGUCACCCUGGUGCCAUCUGCACACAAUAGCAGACUAUGAGAAACUCCCAAGGUUUGCAGACAUACAAAAGGAAAAAGUUCUGUGCCUUUUUAUCCAAAUCACCCCAAAUACACUAGACUUGAACACGAGAAUUCUGUUUACGAAGGUAUUGCCUGACUGUGGAUUUGGGUAUAUGCAAGACUGCCUUUAUCAAAGCAGUAGUUUGCUGUUACACUGAGAUGUUGUUUGGAGAGGGAGGAAAUAAAUGUUUUGUAUUUAUACCUUGUCAACUUAAGUAAAUUAGGUAAUUGCAUUAAAUCAGUGAAAUCCUUUCUAAAAAUGGGUUUGGGCUUGUUUGUUUUUCCAGGAAGGGGAAAUGUGCCUCAAAUCUUAAUUCAGUAGUUGUUCUUUUUAAGUGUGCCCCAGAUAUUGGAAGUUUAGAGUGUGGGCUCAUCUCUUUGGCCUUGCUGCUAGAGAACUGCAUGUGAAAGCUGUGAAACUAGAAGUACUGUAAUGAACUUUGAAGCGCUGUGAUUUGCAAUAGGGAAGGAUUCUGCCAGUAGGUGUCACUAUAGGAAUGUAUAAGAAAUAUAAAAAAUCUGUAAGAAUAGCAAAACUGCUCAGUUUAAGGUAGGCUGUCAUUAUUUUUCAACGGAUAUAGUACAUCAGUUUUUAUUUUUAUUUAAUGUAGUGUGUUUGCACCCCCCCAAACUUAGCUGUUACAUUUGCCUUGUGCAGGACUUGCUUGCAUUGGGCCUGCAAACGGAACCAUGCUCAAGUGGUAUCGUACUUGCUACAUGCUGGCGCUGAUAAGGACGCUCUGACUGUUAAAGAAGAAACACCAGCCCAGUUAACAUCAAAGAGGGAAAUUAGGAAGAUGCUGGGAGGUAAAAUGAUCGGUUGAUACUAACAACUGUCUAGAAUAUUUUGGUGCCGAAGGGAAUCCAUAGUGAUUCAAUGAAGAUGAAACAGUAUGAUCUUCCUGCCCUUGUAACUUUCUCCCCUAAGUCUCCUUUAAUCCUUUCGCUAGAAUCAGCAUUGAUGUGUACAGAUACUGAUUUGGAAAAAGGAAGACUGUAACCAUCAAAAAUUGAUUGCUGAACUUUGACUUGGUUAAAAAUGUAGUCCCUCGUUAAUCCCAGGCGGGGAUGUGCAGGGAUAAUUUUUGUGACAUUUAAUUUAAUAUCUAACUUCAUAAUAGAAGUAUCAAAUGAUUGCAUUUUAUUAUAGCGUUAGAAAUGCUUAAUUUAUUUUUAUGUGCACAGUGUAAUUUUAACAUGUACAGCUAGUUUAGCAGUGCUAGUUCUGUCUCUCUCUCUCCUGCCAGGUUACUCACCAAACCUCUGUAUGUUUAGUUGGAAAUUGCCUUUAUUUAGAGCUAUUCUUUAUUUUGCAGUGGAAGAUGCUGAGGAGCUUCCGGAUGAGAAGAAAGAUUCCGCCUUGCCCAUUAUCCCCAAUUACUUGGCUAACCCACCUUUCCCUUAUGUGUAUAACUCCAUGAGUAGCAGCACUACCAGCACCUCAGCUUCCUCUUUGAAUGGAAGACUUUCCCCUUCCUUAGAACAGCACAAUGAAGACUGCCCCAUUUCUUUACCUCAAGUUCAGGCACCUGGCACUACCAUGUUGCAACAUGAAAAGCUUUCCCCUCUGGGGUCCAAUGGGGACAUGACAAGGGCAAUGGCAGCGGAAUCCCCAGAGCCUGCAGUCCAGAAUGGUCACGGUCACCAGAUGCCUCUUCCUCCAAACAGGACGCUCUCUUCCCCUGUUGCAGCUAAACAGCCUGAAACACAGCCACCAAAUGGUUCCUGUGCUGGACCUGUCCCAACAUUUCAGCCCUUUUUCUUCACCGGAACAUUCCCCCUUAGUAACAUGCAAGGUAACCUCAGCUGUUAAGCUUUCAAGAUAACUUAGUGCUGCCUUUUGGUGAAAACAAUUAGAAUAAAAACUGUGUGUAGAUUGAACAGAAAUUGGACAGGAUAACAAAUCAAUUAGCGCAGAGUUUGGUUUGGUUUAUAAUCUUCCUUGGUCAGAAGUCCCUUCCUGAAUUUUCUGUCGCUUCAUACAACCUAGUGGUCAAGACAGUGAUCCCUAAAUGAAAUCCCACAAAGUUUCUGGGGGAGUUUUCUAGCUGCCUGGGAAACAGUCGCAUAAGCACUAAUCAGACAUUUAUCUGAAGGUGUAUAGAAGAGGGAAGGCGGCCCUAACUAACCACUAUGUGCAUUCAGUGUAAUGUCUGGAAAAUCUAUGGGGAGAUAAAACUGCGUGUAGGCCGUGUCUGCACAAUUUACCGUAUAUAUCUGUCAAACAGGCAGAGUCCUCGAAUCACAUGGGAAGAGCCUACAUAUGGCAAUUAUUUCCAGACAUGUUAUCAAAUGUGCUUGGGUGAGCCCAAUCAUGAUCACCGCCCCCAGGCACAUUCAUAUGAGCGUUGAAUAGUGCUAAAUUAUUCCCUCUCACACCAAGCAGAGGAUGGUCACUACUGUGGAUUUACAGAACUCAUACCCAUUGCCUAUUGGUUAUAUAAGUGGCAGUACAGUCAUACCUCGGGUUGAAGUAGCUUCAAGAUAAGUAUUUUCGGGUUGCGCGCUGCGGUGACCCAGAAGUAACGGAGCGCGUUGCUUCCAGUUUUCACCGCUCGCGCAUGCGCAGACGGUCAAAAUGACGUCAUGCGCAGAAGCAGCAAAUUGCGAUCCGCGCACACGGGUUGCGUUCGCUUCUGGAUGCGAACAGGGCUCCAGAAUGAAUCCCGUUCGCACCCAGAGGUACCACCGUAUAUUUUAGUAGUAGAAAUUACUCCUUAUGUUACGAAACUAAAUGGAUUCUAUAUCCCCCUGCCAAAUCAAUUCACUGUUUUUGUUUGGCCUAUUGCAGAUAUAGAAAAAUUGAUUUAUUGAAGUUGUUAUUCCUGAGCUCUAAAUGAUAGUGUAUCAUUAGGGGUACCAUAGAUUCCUCUUUCCCCACAAACAAUAAUGCUUAUUUGCCUUAAUUGCUGUUGCUUAAAUUGAAUGCGUAUCUAGGCAUAUUACCGAAGUAGUAGUAUUUAUUUCAUUGUUUUGAGCCUUCAAAACCUUAUUGAGGCAACUUACAGUGCAAAAAUACUUAAGGCUGGUUCUUUCUGCUAAAGGCAGAGAUAGCAUGGCCAUGAGGAGGGUUAUAUCCCUGCUUUUUUUCUGCCGCUGCUAGGCAGCUCUGCAAGCAUCAAGCAAUAGUAGACUUGGCCCACAUUUUCUGAUGGAAGCCCUGAUACUCAUGCAGGCCCCAUGAGAGCAACCACCCGAAGCUGAACUGUGAAAAGAUGCAGAUUUGCUGUUACACCAUGGGCCGUGUUUGAUGACAGCGGAAAUGUGUUUUAUGGCUGCACCUGCAUAUUCAAGGACCUUGUCAAUUGCCUGCCCCUCCCUCCCUCCCUCCCUCUCUCUCUCUCUCUCUCUCUCUCCCUCUCCCUCUCCCCCUGCCCCCCCACAACUCGAGGGUUUCAUGUGAUGGCAGGUUUGGUCUUGCACGGACUGGGGAAGCUUUUUCAGCUUAAUGGUUACAUUAUAUUCUGGACCACAUUCCAGUGGUGGGCAGGGCCUGGGGAAAAGUGGGCAGAUCAGUGAAUGUAAAUGCUACCUUUGUAUAGUAGGUUAGUAUCUACUCACACACACCUUGCUCCACGCAGACAGUUGAAGGAGACCAUGCAGCCAGGCAAAUACACUUGAGGAAGGUGGCAAGCAGGGCUGAGGAGCAUUCUGAGGCUCAGGGAGAGGUCUGGAGGGCUGAAGCUCUCCAUCUCUAGUCCAGGAGCCUCAUUGCUACUCCAUGGCAAGCAUCACGUUGAAGUUGUUAUUGUUAUUGUUAUUUAUUUAUUAAAUUUGUAUACCGCCCUAUACCCGCAAGUUGCAGGGCGGUUCACAAGUUAGAAAAAGGGAUUGCCAAAAGGGAAACAAGGCAACCUUUUGAAAUUUAAUUACUACCCAAUAACAUUUGCCAAGUGCUUAUUAUUAAUGCUCCUAACAAUUGUGGUUGUGUGUGUCUUUUAAAAUUAGAACUGGUGCUUAAGGUCCGAGUUCAAAACCGUACUCUAAAAGAGAAUGAUUUCAUUGAAAUUGAACUGGAUCGGCAAGAACUGACUUAUAAAGAAUUGCUCAGAGUAAGCUGCUGUGAGCUGGGGGUUAACCCGGAACACGUGGAGAAAAUAAGGAAACUUCCAAAUACAGUAUUGAGAAAGGUAAGAUCCUCAUUCUGUCCUCGUUCCUCUGUUUCGUUUUUUAUUCUUUUUCUUUUGCUGAUGCCAGACCUGUAGAAUGACACAUGAAGCUGAAUGCAGUCCAGUGGCUAUAUCUGAUUCGUGUUUCAUAACUUCCCUGGGUUUGAACCCUGAGGAAAGCAGCAAAGGCUGGAGACUUUUUGAUUGACCAGGGUUUUCACCUGACAUACUGCAUUUAGCCUGGGUUCUGCAGGCCUGUUUUAUGCUUUUAAGAGAUUGUGUGGUGGGGUGCUUAAGAUACCUGUAUUAUUUCCUGAGACUUUUAAAUCAGAAGUACCACAGUAGCAUUUCAGCAAUGUAACUCUGCCUGGACAAGAAUAGGUCACUUAAGUGUGUAGGUAAUAGAUUAAUUGAUGGGUCUUAUUUCUCCCCCAGUGAUCAGUUUAGAUUUUGGAGUUCAUAUUUGACACUGGCAUUUUGGUGCUAAUGCUAAUGUCAAAUUUUGGUGCUGGAGCAGAUUUCUGUGGCAAUAAGACUUUGUUAUAUUCUAAAUAUCAAUUUAGAAAAUUGGUGCAAUGAUGGAAAUUGGAUACUCCAAUAAAAAUGACUAAAAGUCAAAAGCACUGGGUGCAAAGAUUCAGUGGAAUCUUUCUCUCUCUCUCUCUCGCUCUCUCGCUCUCUCGCUCUCUGUGUGUGUGCUAUGUUGAGUUUUUGGUUGCAUUACAUGGCUAAUGAGUAGGACAACUGUGUUCCCACUCCAGGUCUUUUUAAAAUUUCAGCCCAUGCAGGAGGGAGCUUUGUGUGUGCAGAAUGGCAGCAAGCCAUGUGCAAACCUACACUGCAUGUUGCAUGUUAUGUGCAAGAGGAUUUACCAUCUGUGUAGUUUGAUACUGGAAGUUCCUGUUCUCAGAUGUAGGUAUAGAUAUUCAAAGGGUUGGAGAAACAUAUAUAUCCAAAUGCACACAAUCUAUAUAUUCUCAUUUGCCCCUGCUCAGGGCAGGUGAAGAUAAGGGUUUUCCAUCCCCAAGUAGUGUAAUGGAAAUGCUGUCCUGAUACAACUUCUGAGGCCACUAUGUGUGACUUUUCUUUCUGAGGUUUAAGUAGGUUUUGCACAUAGCUACAUCUAGAUUUGGGCCAAUGGCUUUCAGCUGCAUACCUGAGAGCUGAAACUGGGCCCAAAGUUAUUCAGCAUCACUGCUUCUGUAUCUCUGACAUUGGUUAUACCAGCUUCUGAUUCCUUUUGCAGUUGCAGUUUAGUAUAACCCAUAGGUUAGGACUGGGCAACACACACAGUCUGUAAACCACAUGGAUUCAAAGCGUCCUAGAGUUUAGAGCUGGAAGGAAACUUGGACGUUUUUGGUCCAACCUCAACGUGCUGGAUGCAGCUACAGCAUCCCUGACAGAUGGCCAUGUGAUGCUUGGUGUGCCAUGCAUGUUAGAAUCUUGACAAUUCAAGGAAUUGAGUUGUCUCCCUGGAUUCUCCCUGAGGCCAGUACAAGAUGCUAACUUCAGAAUUUGCAGGUCAGAAUAGUAUAGGUUUUUCCUGUCUUCCAUACAAUAACUUAUUUGCACAACUGCUGGGCACAUCAGCUCCGUGCUAGCUAAUGGCGAGCUGUUGUAGCCACACGCAUGACCAGUCUUCUUGCCUACCAGCUGUAGUAUCUGCUGUAGUAUCUCCUGCUGCAGUCCGAAUCCCCAGCUCGCUCACUCUUUUCCUAGGUUUUUUGUUUUGGGUGCUCCACCCCACAUAAACAUUUGCUUUGAGUUAAGUGCGCUGAUUUCCCCUCUGUUGUGUUUGCAGUUCAGAUUGUAAAAUCUUAGCACACUCAUCAUUGCUUUUUCCAAGCUGUUAAUAAAAAUGCUCACUAGUGCUGGCCCAGGGCAGAUCCCUGUGGAAUGUCAUUUAGCUCCCCAAUUCAAACAAUAGCAAUCCACUAAUAGCUACUCUGGCUGAAAUCCACAGCAUGCUGGAACAUCUUGUGUGUAGCUUCCCAGCCAAAAGUACACCUGCCUCAUGGCAGCAUGUUCCAAUUCACCCUUCUCCAAUUUACUUGUAAGAGUAGCAUAUGGAACAUUAUCAAAAGCCCUCCUGGAAUUGAGAUAUUUUAUCCAUUUGGUUCCUUUUACUAAAGCCAAUUAUCCUGCUGGAGUAAUAACCCAGGCUGGCUUUCAUUUUCUCAAAAAUAUUCAAGCCUUCAUACUAUGUUCAGGGUAAUUAUAACGGUAUCAUCUUCCUCCAACCUGCAUUUACGGACACUACUGUUCUUACACCAACAUUUCUUGACGUCAGUGGGACUAUCCUGUAGUACACAUGUUGCCCACAGCAGUCUUCAUAAGCAUCUAAUCCCUUGUGAACGUUUCAUAUCUGUAGUUUUAAACCUUAUGUUUUAAAUAAAGAACACUUUCUGAAAAGAGAUGCUUAAAAAGAAAAAGCCCUCUUAGAAUUGGAAUCUCUGCCUGCCCUCCUCAUCAUGAUAGAAUGAAUGGACUUUUCCUGUGCAAAUAAUACAAGGUCAAGAUAUUCCCGUGCUAUUCACUAGUCACCAUAACCCAGGCAUGUCCAAAGUCCAUUUCGGGGGCCUAAUCCGGCCCGCUGGUCAGUUUAAACCAGCUGUGAUCCACUUUAGUGCUAGGUGAUUAAAUAGGAAGCACUGCCUUUCCCCUCCAUUUUACAAUGUGGUACUGUCUGCUUUAUUUUUGUAGCCUGGCAUGGUGGACUUAAUUUUGUUGAUAUAGAUGUUUCAAAUACCUGUGCUCUCAGUUGCUCUAGCCAAGCUGAACUGAAUUGGAGCACAAAUCCUCUUAAAGGCUCUGGCUCCCAAUCCAGUUAUACAGAUGUAGCCCUGGUCAAAUCAAUCAACUCUAGCCCCCGCUGCCUCCUCUGGAACAUCUGAUUGGCAUUCUCACUGAUUUCCUGAUAGGACGACAUAUAUGGAGUCCCAACAGGAGGGGAACUGCAUUCAUAUUGAUAACCCUUAGCUGGUUCAAAGUACUUUGCCAGCAAGCAACAUCGUCAGAAUAGGCAUUUUAGCUUGGACUUUUUUUUUAAAGCAAAAUUCAUUCCAGGUGUCUAGAGGGAACUUUUCAUUUAUCUGUUUAGAAAACUUUUUGAACAGUUCAAUUUAAAAAAAGUGAGUGGUGUACAUAGAAUAAUAUAAAAUAAUAAUAUUAUUCACACUCUGUGGCAAGGAUAUAGCACAAAGUAUGCACUCAUUCUCCUUCACACAUGCAGAUAACAACAUAGUUGCUACUACUCAUAAUUAAUGCAAAUAGAUUUGGAUAGAAAGUAAAGGCUUCACUUGAACAAUAGCUGCCCACAAGCAUUAACUUCCUGUUGUACUCUGUUUGAACUUAUUUCUCUCUGGCAAACUAAGGCUGUAAUCCUAUGCACACCUGCCUGUAAGUAAGUUUCAAUGUGUACCAUAAUACUUAUUUCUGAGAAAGCAUGCAUAAGUUUGCACUGAUAGUCUGAAAAUCCAUUUUUGCAGCAUUAAAAGUGGCAACCCUUUGGUUUGCUGUAUUUCUAGAAGACUCAAGCUAUAGCAUAAGAAAUUUCUUAAUCUCUUAGCAAUCUCCAUGUAAAGACCCUCACAGAGCAUAGGCUGGCAAGAACAUAUGGAAGAACACAGGCCAUAGGUCCAAGAAUAAAACAUUGGGUUGGAUCCAAACUGUUUGUUGAAGAUAACUCUCAUUGAUUUCAAUAUCAACUAUGAUUGAUUUUUCACACUGGUUUCAAUGGGACAACUGCAACUAAAUUGCUCUGGAUCUCUCAACAACAGUAAUCAUUUAUAAAACGAGUCCUACCACCAGAACCCCUACAAGUAUUUCUGCUAGCACAACAAGGCUUUCCCCCCAUUUGCUCUCCCCAUAACCCCACAAAUAGGCAGGGGAUGUUGGGAGAACACCUGAAACAGCAUGCCAGCAGAGGAGAGGGCAGAUUUCUCUGUCAGCACAAGUAUUUCUGUUUGCCUGGUGAAACAACCUGCUUAGUACUAUGUUGAGUUCAUCCGUUAAAAUCUACUCUGUGCUGUGUACAGAUUAAAAGGAAGGUAGGCUUACAGUCUAAAAGACACAGCACAAAAGGAAAUGGGGAUGGGAAGGGCAGAGCAUGCAAACUCAAAACACCAUUUCUUAAAGUUAACGAAGUUCUUAAUAAUGAUCAGCUUGAAUGAAAACAGUUCAGGGAGGAGAGGAACCAAAAGGGCAACUGGUCUCUCAGCCCAGACAAUGGCGUGGAUCCUGUUGUCCAGUUUCUCUUUCCUGCAGUCAGUUGGAACAUCAAAAUUAAAUAUACAAGAUGUAGUGCAACACAAAGGUGAGCCGAAAUCGUUGCAUCAUUUGGACUAGCAUGCCUCAUAAUAGUAUAGACAUCGUUUUUAAUUUAUUGUGUUUAUUUCUUUCAGGACAAAGAUGUAUCGAGGCUUCAGGAUUUCCAAGAACUGGAGCUGGUUUUGACGAUGAGUGAUAAUGACUUUCUGUUUAGAAAUGCUGCACCAACGUUAACUGAAAGGCCUUGUUACAAUAAGAAAGCAUCAAAGUUGACUUACUAG
Molecule: messenger RNA, 10757 nt
Organism: Podarcis lilfordi (Lilford's wall lizard)
Lineage: Eukaryota; Metazoa; Chordata; Lepidosauria; Squamata; Lacertidae
Source: the annotation of a GenBank genome assembly